Molecule: messenger RNA, 1011 nt
Organism: Trichoderma aggressivum f. europaeum
Lineage: Eukaryota; Fungi; Ascomycota; Sordariomycetes; Hypocreales; Hypocreaceae
Exons: 2
Coding region: 1-1011 (336 amino acids)
Source: RefSeq, a predicted model, not a curated record
AUGCACAAACUACUGCAAAACGACUUCCGCGACCAGUGGACAAAUCCCAGCGAUAUUUUCUCGCUGCUGCUCCUCGUCGGCGGUGAUGUGAUCCAAAAGGCACUCGCCCAGUUCACCUUGAAUCGCUUCCGGCCCAUGGCCUUUUCCUUUGGCUGGGUUGCCUAUGCCUUUAGCCAUCUGCUGUUUGCCGUGGGAAACCUCAAAGCUCUUCCGGACCCAGAUUGCCCUUGCACAAUCACCAGAGCCAGUUCAAUGCCCACUACCAGCGCCAAUCAAUCAUGGCUUCUGGGGAGGCUGGUUCGGAAUCACGAGUACUGGAGUCUUCCAUUGACCAAGGACGCCCUGAAAUCGGGCAGGAUUUCGGACCAAGAUGUCUCAAUAGAUGCCAUCGUGGAACCCUAUGCUGAGCCUCGUCUUUAUGGCCAAUGGGAAAUACUGGUUAUAACUGCUGGAGGUACUGCAUUGGCCUACGCGACGGCGCAUUUCUCGGGAUAUAACACGUUCCAUGGCCAUCGUACUCGUGUCAGCCGCACUGUUUUUACCUUGACCGAGGGAAAUGGAUCUAGGACUGCAAUUGUAUUCAUAAAAGACUCGGAUACCGGAGUUGACCUAGAACGUCUUACUCGGGUUGAGUUUACAGGAGGCAGUCAGGUUUGGAGGAUAGCGGCGGCUUCCGUACAACUCGUCUUCUGGGUCGCUCUUCUUAUCACUGUAUCUGGCCUAAAGACUCACACCUGGUUCAUGGUUGCCGUCGGUGCGUUGGGAAUGAUGCAGAACCUCGUCCUGGCCGGAGCGCCUCGAACACCUGAAGCCCUAGGCAUACCCGUUCAGCUUGAACAAGUUGUGGGACUACCUAAGGUUAUGGAUACUCUGCUUGAGCUUGAGGCCAAGGUUCCUUAUGCAGGCAAAGCCUUGCUACCCACAUAUUUCCCUGGUAGACUACGGGAGCGUGAGAUAGAGAGGUGGGAAGCAUUAGAGAGCGAGCAUGAAAGAGCCGGUAUCAUCUCAUGA